GUUGGCAAAACUUGGCCCAGAGAUCACUUACAGAAAAUGGCUCCUAUAGACUUGGAAACAAUCUUGAAAAUACCUGUAAAUGCCAUAGGAGACAAAGAUGUUGAAGAUGAGUAUGACAAAAUAUAUGAUGAAUUGAUUGAGUUCGAUCCUGGAGGGAAUGUUGAUGCUUUGAAACUGUAUACACUGUUUCUAGUUACUAGAAGUAUUCUGAAGUACAAAGGGACCAUGGCAGAUGUUGCUCUAGCAGAACUUGAGGAAAUAGCCGAAAGCAAAGGCAUCAAAAUAGCUCAGAGAGAGGAACAGCUACAAAACCAAGUUGAUGAGCUCCAACGUGAAUUAAGAACAUUUAAGCGUAUUAAUGGUCAACAAGGAGAUUCAGCUCAACUUAAAAGAGAACUUUUAGAAUUGGAGAAUCAUGUGGAAUUGCUGCAAGAACAACUUCAAAUAAAAGAAAAAGAACUUGAAAAUGAAAAGGAUCUCUCUGAAAAGAUAAUCCAAUUGAAAGAGGAACUUGGUUCUUACCAAUGCCAACUUGAGUCUUUAGAAGCUGAGUCUGUACUAAGUAUGGAAAAGAAACAGUUGGCUGAGACCUCAAAGAUGCGUGAGAAAAAUCAACAACUGCACCAGUUAUUGGUUGAAAAUGAGGAAUUAGAACUUGCAAACAAAAAGUUAUGCCAACAAGUAACAGAAUUGAGAAGCAAGUUGGAAGAUGCUGUGGAGCAGAUGGAUAAAACUACAAAUGAUUACAUAAAAACCAAGGAAUCUCUUCAGCAAUUGGAGUCAGUUACUGAAUCUCAGUGUAAGGAAAAGGAGAUGCUGUUAGCAGAGAUAGAAGAUCUACGUCAACAGAAUGAACUUAGAGCAGAAACAGAUGAUGAAAUUAUGGCAACUGUUAGUCAGAGAGUAGAGGAAUGGAAGAUAGUAUUGCUGAGCAAAGAUGAAGAAAUUGCAAAACUUCAAGACUUGGUUAGAGAUCUGAAGACUCAAGCUGCUGUUGCUGGACUGGAUGCUGAGAACGCAACAUUAGCUGUUUUAACAAAGGCAAUUGAAGAAAGAGACCAACAAAUUAUCACACUGAAACAGCAGCUAGAUCAAGCAACAGAGGACAUUGAAAAUAAUGUUCAUUUCAUAGAUGACCUCAAGACCCAUUUUGAAAUGGGGACUUCAGAGGUUGACAAAGAACGGACAUCUAGGAUAUUUGAACUUCAGAGUUCUUUGCGAGAAAAAACUGAUGCACUAAAGAAGACACAAGAGAUGUUAGGAAAAGUUGAAGAAGAAACUAAACACAAAGACAAACUUCUGACUGAAACAUUGUCUCGUUUGAGACAGUAUGAAAUGGGGGAGUAUGGACUUGCUGAUGCUGUUGCAGAAAUCAAACUGUACAAGAACCAAGUUAUAGUAAGAGAUAAGCAAAUUGAAGACUUGAUACAACAGGUAAACAAACUGGAAAUCCAUGCUGAGGAGCUUUUUGAGGAAAAUGAAGUUGUUAGAGAAAAGUUAGGGAUGGAUGCUCGUCAGCCUCUUAAUGUGACUAGGAACCAUCAAAAGGACAGGCAUUUGAAUGUACUUUUACAACAAGAAAUAGAGAAACUUGAAGAAGAAAGAGUGGAACUCCAGCAAAAGCUGAGGGAAUUAUCAAAGCAAGUAAAAGAAAGGAAGCCAGAAAGUUCUGAAUCUGAAAAGAAAGACAUACCAACUCCUCAUGAAAACAUUCAAAAAGAAUUUAUUGAAGUGAAAGAAACAAAAUUCCAAGAGUUAAAGGACUUAACUUUGAAGUUGCAGUGUGAAAACAAUGAACUAAGAGCAAGAAUCACUGACAUUAAUGAAGAAAACCAAGAAUUACAUCAAGGCAUGAAAGAAAUCCUCCAGUCAAUCAAAGAGCAAAAUGAUAGAACAGAUACUGUAUUGCAAAGUCCUGCACUAGAGAGACUAAUCAAGGCUAUUGAAACUAAGGAAUUAAGUGGAAGUUAUAAUGCUACCUGGAGGCUAAAGACAGAAGUAAAUCACUUAAAAGGUCGUAAUGAUGCACUUCAAACUGAAUUAAGAAAUGCCAGACGUGAUUUUUCAGAGAUAUUAACUAACAUGAGAGAAAGUAAAGAAAAUAUGCAAAGAUCACAAGGUCAACUUCUCUCAAGUUCAGCAGCACCACCUCAGCUGGAAACAUUCCACAUGAUUUCAGAAGAGUUGCUGAACCCAGCUGUGAAAAUUGACACUAGGUUGAGUACUCUGAACUCUCAUCUCUUAAAUGUUUUACACGAGUUUAAGAAGGAACAGGAAAAAAAUGAAAACAUAGAAAAAGAACUUGAAAGAUACUGUCGUGAAUUAGCUGUUGUUCGAAGUCAACUGGGUCAGCUUUAUGAAGAACAUUUGAAAUUGAAAAAGGAAUACAAUACUGAAGCUGAAAAAUUUAAGAAGGAUAAAGAAGAUUUGCUGGAAGAAAGAGCUGUUGAUAAGGUGAAGAUUGAGGAAUUCCAGCGAUUACUUGAAACACUGGAAAAGGGAAAUGAAGAGAUUGAACGACAAACAGUUGAAAUGUUGAGAAAGGUGAUGACUUUAAGAAUCAAUGAAACUGUUCUGAGUCGGAAGUUUGCAAUAUUACAAGAAGAAAGAAACAUGUUGAUAAAGGAAAAUGAAAAAGUGAAGAAAGAUAUGAUUGAUGUGGAGAUUGCAGUCCAAGAAAGGAUUGGAUUUUUAGAAAGAGGAAAAGAAUUGAACACUUACAGGAUAAAUGCUCUUCAAAAAGCACUUCAGAAAUCAGUACCAACAUCAGAACUAGAAGCUGCUAACAGACAGAUUGCUGAAAUUAGUAUAAAGUACCGUGAUUUGUUAGAACACAUAAAUGAUUUCAGUUUAAAAACACAAGAAGAAAAAAAAGCAGAGUAUGAGGUGAAUAGACUUAAAGGUGAAAACCUUGCCUUAAAACGGGAACUGGAGACAGAUAAAGAGAAGUUGCACAGAUUAGAGAUAAUGGUUCAAGAACUGGGAAAAGGAGGACGCAGUAAAGAAGACAUUGUUGUUCACAGUGAAAAUGUAUCUCUAUCUCAUCGCAUGGCCAUGGUGGAAAUGAAAGAAAUCAAUGAACGACAGCGAGCUGAUCAUGCAACUCAUUUAUAUCAGCAACAACAAUCAACCUUGCAACGACUUGAAGCAAGAAACAGUGAACUGGAAGAAAAGUUUAAUGAGGUAGUUCAUCUCAACAUGGACAUUCAGCAGGAAAAGAAAGAACUUCAAGAACGUUUAUCAGUUUGUGUCUCCAAAGAAGUUCAUGAAGCAGAUGAAAAACGUAUUAAUGAGUUAGAAGAACUGGAAAUAACAUUACGUCAGGAUGUAUCAUGGCUGAAAGAAAUAGCAGAUGUUGCACAACACCAGGUAGAAGCUCUGGAAUCAACAAGAACAAACCAAGCACAAAAAAUCCAAGAGCUGCAGCACCAUUUGAUUGACCUGCAGGCUCAAAAUGAUGAACAGUUUAAAUUAGGGAAACUUUAUCGUCAGAUUCUGACUCUCCAACUCAGUGAAGGGUCUUUAAAUCAAGAGGCAGAAAAAAUGAAACAAGAGAUUUCUAAGCUAGAAUCGAAGUGUUUGAAACUUGAACAAAGAUGUCAGGAAAAAGAAGAGAUUAUAUAUCAAGUUCGUCAUCAAACCCAGAGUAGAGUAUGUUUUCUGUCUAAAAUAAUCCAAGAAAUGAGGCGACAGUAUAGUGGAGCUGUUCCAUUGGCUAAGCAAGAAAAACUUGCUUUUGAUUUGGUUCAGUUACGGUCUGAAAAACUUGAGCUAGAGAAAGAUUUACAAUUUGCUCAAGAGAAACUUAAUUCAGCAGAAGGCAAAGCAGCUAAACUGGAAGUCAGAACCAAAGGUAUGGAGGAGGUGUUGCAAACGUUCAAAAAUGAAACAGCAGCACAAAAGUUAUUAGAAUGGUAUAAGAAAUUAGAAGAUCUGCGAAUAAGUGAACUUCAGUCUCGGCGAAAGAGUGAAUUUGCUUCUCAACAAGCCAGUCGUUUGGAAAAUGUUGUUAGUCACUUAGAAAACAAAGUUUCAAGUCUAGAAGAAUUAAAUGUUAAACUAGAAAAAAAUAUUACAGACAACCAACUGGAGUGGGAGAAAAGAGAACUUGAACUGGUAGAACAAGUAGAAAGGCUUCAGAAAAAAAUAGAUGAAAUGUCAGCAAUCUCUUUUAAUCAAGCAGACACAACAUCAGAACAAGACAAAACUUUAUCUACAACUGAACAGCUACAUCAGGCCUUUACGGUCAUUAAAGUUAAGUCUCAGAUGUUGUCAGAAAGUCAAGAGGAAGCUAAAGCUUUAAAACAGAAACUCUGGAAAUUAGAAGAACAGCUAAAAGAAGCUGAAAUUUCCAUAUUAUCAAGAAAUAAGGUGAUUGGAGAGCUACGACUAGUUGUUCCAGAUUCAUCCAAAACUGUGUUCCAACCACCUGUAACCCUUGAAGAUAACCUUAUAGAAGCUAAACAAGCACUUAAGGUGUCCCAGUCAAAAGUAGAAUAUUUGGAGGCGAGGUUAAUUCAAAAGGAAGAAAGUUUAUCACGCUAUAAGGAUUUAUUGGCACAAGCCAGAAGUGAUUUAGGAAUGGAACAACAACAGUACGAGAAAGAAUUAAAAACAAUGGAACAUCGUUUGGUUAAUCGGGAUAUUAUUCCUUCCAGAAAUCAGAAAUGUAAUUCUGAUCUUGAUAACAAAACUUCUGCAUAUUUUCUUGCACAUAAACAUCUUUCACAAGUAACCCAGCUGGAGGAGUUGUUAGUGGAAAAGGAGCAAAAAAUUGCAAUACUGACUCAGCAAAAUAAUAUUUCACUGGAGGAGAUAGAAAUGUUGAAGAAAGAACUUAUCAAUAAGACCAAAGAAAUGGAAGCUUCUCAGAAAUGCUCAGAACAGAAACUGACAAAUAUGUUACAAGAGGCUGAACAGAAGCUAGAACUGAAGGAGUUAGAAAUUAAAGAUCAACAGAUGCAGGUGGAUACUUUACAAAAAGAAGUCACAGAACUUAAAGACACUGCCCUGAAAAGUCCUAGCAGAGCUUUAAAAAAUAUGGUAGAGAGACUAAGUUGUCAGAUCUCAGAUAAAGAGAAACAGCUGCAGGCAUUAAGUAAAGCAUUGACUGAUUUGCGUGCUAACAUGGUGAAUGCAGUCAAAGAGAGUAUGACAGCUCAGCAACAACAUGCAUCCGAUCAACUUUCUGUGCAAGAGAUGAUAGAAUCCAAAACAAAGCCUCUGCAGUUAAAACUCAAGCAACUAGAAUUACAAAAUGGUAAACUGAGGAUGGAAAAUCAAAGACUUUAUAAAGAGGAGGAAAUGUUGAAUAGCGAGUUAGAGCAACUAAAAAGUGAGAUAGGAAGAAAGAAAAAUGUGUUAGAGAUGGAAAAGGAAGAGUUAAAAAAACAAGUCCAUAAAGCAAAGAGUUCCACUCAGCAGCAUACAGCUAAAUCUGAAGUACUAGCAAAAACUUCAGAAGUUUUAAAGCUACAAAAGCAAAUUCAAUCUUUAAAGGAACAACUUAAAAAGCAACAGCCAGCUGAGAAGCCUUAUGAUCAAGAUGAAAAAACAGCCAAGUCUCAAAGGGAAGUACUACAGUGGGAAGAAAGAAAAAAGUGUCAGCAGACUGUUCAAAGACUCCAUAGUCAGUUGAAGAACAAAGAGCAAGAGCUAGAGAAAGUCCAAAAAUCUAGCAAACUACAGAGAGAACAGAUUGAAGAAAGUAGAAAAACCUCUGUGGAACAUGAAAAAACUAUAGCUGCUUUGCAGAAAGUAGCAGAGAAAUUACAGAGGGACAAUGAAAAACUAAAAGUACAAGUUUCAGAAAAUAAGAUGAAAAACAAAGAAAGAGAGCUUGCUACAGUAGGAAUUCAAACAGUAAAGAGUGACGGUGAAAGUAAAAAAUUGUCAAUGCUUAAUAGUCCAUCCAGAACUAAAACAAUGGAUCAGAAAACUAGUGAUCUUUUGUUAGAAACUGAAAAACUAAGAGAAGAACUAACUAAGGAAUUAUUUUCCCUUACUUUUGAUACAUUUGGAUCAAUGAUGGUUGUCAUUAAAAGUAUUGGAAUACAGCAAUAUGAUAUGAGCAUCGUAUUAAAGAUACUAAAAGAAGCAGCUGAAAGAGAGAAGAGAUUACAGCAAGAACGUGAUGAACUUGAAGAGAGGGUAAAAACAUAUGAAACUAUUGAGUUUUGCCAGGAUGAUGAUUUAGAAAGUGUACUUGUUCAAGCCAAAUUCAGAAUUCAAACAUUAGAAAAUCAAAACAAGGAUUUGAUGGAAGAACUUACACAGUCCAAAUUAGAUGCAUCGGGAAGUAGUGAGACUGAUGGAUGGCGGUAUAACUCUUCAAAAAAACGACAAUUUGAUGCUCUUCUGCAAGAAAACUCUGAGCUCAGUGUUAAAGUUCGAACAAUGGAAAUUGAAUUAAAAAGGAAAGAUAAUGAGUUGCAAGGGAUCAAAAACUUUCAGAGAGAACAGAAAGAGAACCAAGUUUUACAACAAAAAUGACAUUCAUAUGAGAUUAAACUACUACAGUUCUCACACCACUCAGGAAUUUCGAGUCAUCAUUCCAUCUACUGUUUGAAAUCUCAAACUGUUUUAGUUUUACAUUACAGAGCAUUGAGAAUGUAUAGAAAUAAGUUAUGAUCUCAUUAUACUUUUAAUUUAUAUUA
Messenger RNA from Limulus polyphemus (Atlantic horseshoe crab), 6656 nucleotides. Its product is annotated as centrosomal protein of 290 kDa-like. The record is from RefSeq and is a predicted model, not a curated record. The coding region runs from base 37 to 6492 and encodes 2151 amino acids. NCBI's taxonomy places the organism in Eukaryota, Metazoa, Arthropoda, Merostomata, Xiphosura, Limulidae. The transcript has 43 exons.